Molecule: messenger RNA, 457 nt
Organism: Phalaenopsis equestris
Lineage: Eukaryota; Viridiplantae; Streptophyta; Magnoliopsida; Asparagales; Orchidaceae
Product: dolichyl-diphosphooligosaccharide--protein glycosyltransferase subunit 1A-like
Exons: 3
Coding region: 96-428 (110 amino acids)
Source: RefSeq, a predicted model, not a curated record
AGGUUCACUACAAGUUUAACAACCUUUCACUUCAUAGGGAGCCUCUGUUGUUAAUUUCCGGUUUCUUCUUUCUUUUUGUUGCAUGUAUUGCAUACAUGCACGCAGACCUGUCAAUCUCGAAGUUUUCUGCUUCAUAUAUUGCUAAACUUCAGUGGGAUGAGGUGCAAGCUACUGUCCAGCGAAUUCAGAAUGUUAUCAAAAGGUGCUUAUCAGCUCAUGAAAAGCUGGAAACUUCAUUACAAGAUCUCUCUAGGACAGGAGAUUUUCAGUCUUGUAAAACAACUCGGAAAUUAGCUGAUGGAUUAUUUAAGGAAUUGUCCAAAGAAUUGAAACUCUUGUUGUGUUUUUUGCAAUCAUCUCCUCAGGCGGCUCAAAUAUUGCCCAAGUUGGAUGCAGGGAAAGCGGGAAAUAAUAUGGAGGUGCUAUAAGUAUGCAUAGGCAAUAGGGUCUUAAUGCA